AUGGCUUCAAAUUCAAGUUCAAGGAACCACACCAGCUCUAGCUUGAGUGAACAUUUCCUGUCCUACAGCAAGACAGUGUUUGUUGUUUUUUAUACUGUCUUCUUCCUCUUGGGCAUUCCAGGGAACAUCUUGUUGCUCUCUGUACUCAUCAGAGGUCUCCAAAGAAAAAGUGGCAGCCAUAUCUCCCGCUUGACUGAUCUUCUCUACAUCAACAUAGUCGCUCUUGAUCUCUUCUUCUUCUUCUACAGCCUCCUGGUGAUGUUUGGCAAUUCCGUUCUCAAGAACUGGCACUUGAAUCACCUGUUGUGUGUCACUAAUCACAUCUUGUCCUUAUGGAUCUCUUUCGCCAACUUCUAUAGUAUGCUGGCUAUUUCCCUCCUCCGCUAUACUGCUGUAAUCCAUCCAAUGCGAGUGGUAUCCAUUUCCUUAAAGCAGAUAGUUGGUGUUUGUGUGUUCAUUUGUAUCGUUUGCCUUUUGUUCACCAUUCCUGUUUGGAUUCAUUAUAAAAUGAUCCUCCUGGAAGGGGAAAUAUUUUGUGUGAACAAAAUGGAAAACAAAGAAAUGACCCUUUAUUUAAGACUCCUGGGAGGGAUGGUAUUCUUGCCUCCCAUGUUGCUGAUGAUGAUCUGCUACUCCAAGAUCAUCUUCAGCCUAAGGAUGAGGAGAGUAACAUCCAUUCAGACAGCUGCUACCUUGCAUAUUAAUUGGCGAGCUACAGUGAUGAUUUUGGUCAACUUGGUAGUACUUGUGAUCAUGUGGUUUCCAUACUGGCUAGUGAUUUUCUUCAUCAGGUAUGAAGAGUUGUUAAACACAGCUUGUAAGUAUAUAGCGUAUCACUUGACAUUCUUCCUGGCCUUUGCAAAUCGCUGCAUUAAUCCAUUUAUCUGCUUUUGUCUCUCUUUCCAAUUCCGAGCUAGAUUAAAGAAUCUCUUUCAGAGGGCAAAGAAAAGACAGAAUCAGCUAAGCACCAUCUACCUGGGUAGGAUAGAUAUUUUGGGUAGCUCAUCAUAA
This is a messenger RNA of Notechis scutatus (mainland tiger snake), 1011 nucleotides long. The record is from RefSeq and is a predicted model, not a curated record. NCBI's taxonomy places the organism in Eukaryota, Metazoa, Chordata, Lepidosauria, Squamata, Elapidae.